AAGAAGACAGCAGCAAGGACAGAGGCAGAGGAGGCAGGGGGUACGCUCGACUGGAGCUGGUGGUCGUGGAGCAGGCCAGCAGAGCCAGCUGGGGCGUCCUUGCCGCACGAAAGGACAGAGAGAGGAGAGAAGAAAAGGAAGAGGGAGAAGGAGGGAGCUAGAGACCGGGGGGAAGCAUAGAGUGACAGAUCCGAGCGACUGAGAGAGAGAGAGAGAGAGAGAGAGAGCCUCGGCCAACGCCUCGGUCGCGCAAAGAUCCGUCCGACGACCUUCUUGGCGACGCCCGUUCGCUGAACAGGGCUUUGGUUUCUCUACGAGUGAACUUAUUCGUUUCAUCAGGAGAGGGGAUGGGCUUGGAGGGGAAGCUAGAGUUUGAAGUAGAGAUUCAGUCGUCGGCUGAUGAGUUCUACAACAUCUGGAGGAACCACAUGUACCACCUGCCAAAUGCGAGCUCCGAUGCGGUACAGAGCGUGCAGCUCCAUGAAGGCGAAUGGCACUCGGAGGAUGCUGUCAAGCUCUGGACUUAUACCGUAGAGGGGAAGACCUUGACAGUCAAGGAGAGGAUUGAGGUGGAUGAUGCGAACAAGGUACUCAUCUUCAACAUAAUAGGAGGGGAUCUCCUGGAAGAGUUCAAGACCUUCAAGGCAAUCGUCAAGAUGAUUGCGAAAAGCGACGGCCGUGGAAGUUUAGCGAAGUGGACUCUAGAGUACGAGAAGCUGCACGAAGGCGUCGCCGACCCUACUGCCUGCAAGGAUCUCGAAAUCAAGCUCACUAAGGACACGGAUGCUCAUAUCAUCAACAACGCGUGAGCGAUUCGCGGUGUUCUUAGGGCGAAAUGAUAUCUCUGUGUGUCUUGUGUGUUUGUGGAUUUAUAUAUGUGCUCACCUUGCAGAGCUAAAAUAAACUUCGUGGUGUGGUUCUUGGCGAAUACGUGUACGUCGAAAGGUACAAUGUUUGCGCCAUGUCUGUCUUCCUUGGUUUGAAUUCCAUAAAACUGUGUUCCAUGUGACUACUUUAAGACUCAUGAAAUGGCUUCGAAAGUGUUUGGUUCCUUCUUAUUUGAA
Molecule: messenger RNA, 1064 nt
Organism: Eucalyptus grandis
Lineage: Eukaryota; Viridiplantae; Streptophyta; Magnoliopsida; Myrtales; Myrtaceae
Product: MLP-like protein 28
Exons: 3
Coding region: 348-809 (153 amino acids)
Biological process (GO): defense response
Source: RefSeq, a predicted model, not a curated record